Messenger RNA from Equus quagga, 1931 nucleotides. It is a transcript of the gene SNX21, whose product is annotated as sorting nexin family member 21. Gene Ontology annotation, molecular function: protein binding; phosphatidylinositol phosphate binding. Gene Ontology annotation, biological process: protein transport. The transcript has 5 exons. The coding region runs from base 1 to 1503 and encodes 500 amino acids. The record is from RefSeq and is a predicted model, not a curated record. NCBI's taxonomy places the organism in Eukaryota, Metazoa, Chordata, Mammalia, Perissodactyla, Equidae. Gene Ontology annotation, cellular component: early endosome membrane.
AUGGGAACAGGCAUCCUCAUGAGAGACCUUGCUGAGAUUACCAGGCCUGCGGCGUGGGAAAAGAACAAGAGGCAGAGAUCAGAAGACCCGGGCUGCAGAGACCCACUCUCAGAAACCUUUGGCAAGCUUUGUGACUCUGGGCAGAGACGCGCCAGGGGACGAAAGAGACGUGGGAAGAGUCCCAGGCCCCUCCGGGGAAGACUACGGCGCCAAGCACCGCGGGUGAGAGGAGGGCUGCACCAGCUGAAUCCCCGAACUCGCAAGACCCCGACCGGGCGGGGGCGGGGCCUCCGCGGCGCCCCUCCCUCCCCAGCUCUAGGCCCCGCCCCUGCUCCUCCCCGCGCUGGGCCGGGGUCUUCCUCCAGUCCCCGCCCGGGACCCAGCGUCGCGCGCUCCCCCCAGGGUGCCAUGGCCUCGCGGCUCUUGCACCGGCUGCGGCACGCCUUGGCCGGCGACGGCCCGGAGGAGGAGGCGGCCGGCCCCGAGGCCGAGCAGUUCCCGGAGAGCUCGGAGCUGGAGGACGACGACGCCGAGGGCCUGUCCUCCCGCCUCAGCGGCACCCUCAGCUUCACCAGCGCCGAGGAAGAUGAGGAGGACGACGAGGAGGAGGACGAGGAGGCCGGCCCCGACCCGCUGCCCCCCGGGGACGGGGCGUCGGGAGAAGACGCAGAACGGAGCCCCCCACCUGAUGGGCAGCGGGGCAGUCAGCUCCUGGCACGGCAGUUGCAGGAUUUCUGGAAGAAGUCCCGGAACACCCUGGUACCCCAGCGGCUGCUCUUCGAGGUGACCAGUGCCAACGUGGUCAAGGACCCACCCUCCAAGUACGUGCUCUACACCCUCGCCGUGAUGGGUCCAGGGCCACCCGAUCACCAGCCAGCCCAGAUCUCUCGCCGCUACUCGGACUUUGAGCGGUUGCACCGAAACCUGCAGCGGCACUUCCGGGGCCCCAUGGCUGCCAUCUCCUUCCCCCGUAAGCGCCUGCGCCGGAAUUUCACUGCAGAGACCAUUGCCCGCCGCAGCCGGGCCUUCGAGCAGUUUUUGGGCCACCUGCAGGCAGUGCCCGAACUGCGCCACGCCCCAGACCUGCAGGACUUCUUCGUGCUGCCCGAGCUGCGGCGGGCACAGAGCCUCACCUGCACUGGCCUCUAUCGCGAGGCUCUGGCACUCUGGGCCAAUGCCUGGCAGCUGCAGGCCCAGCUGGGCAGCCCCUCUGGCCCAGACCGCCGUCUGCUGACCCUGGCUGGGCUGGCUGUGUGCCACCAGGAGCUGGAGGACCCUGGGGAGGCCCGGGCGUGCUGUGAGAGGGCCCUACAGCUGCUGGGAGACAAGAGCCCCCACCCUUUGUUGGCACCCUUUCUGGAGGCCCAUGUCCGGCUCUCCUGGCGCCUGGGCCUGGACAAACGCCAUUCGGAGGCCCGGCUCCAGGCCCUGCAGGAGGCAGGCCUGACCCCCACACCACCCCCUAGUCUCAAAGAAUUGCUUAUCAAGGAGGUACUGGACUAACCUUGCCUAGACUUAACGCCACUGGGGGAAGAGGCGCUGCCGUAGGAUGUGUGUGUUGGGGGCUGCUGAUGAGGAAAUGGGCAGCAGUUGGGAGGCUGUAGGGGGUGCUGGGAACCCCUAGAAGUUCCCCAGAGAUUUUGUAGCAGACCAAGGAAGCACGGUUCUUCUGUUGAGCUGGACUCAGGACAAGCUUUGGCUGGGGAUGCCAGGGAUGGUGCAGGGAAGAAGUCUGCUGCAGCCACUCCAGCUAUGAACAGGUGGGGGCUGUGCCCAGGUCAAAGUCAGUGGUCCCUUCUCCAUGGGCCUCCAAGCCAGCGAGGUGGCCUCGCUGAAGGGCUAGGGACUCUGCCUCUGGAGUCCUGGUGUUGAUGGCUAGAGGGAGGGCUGCAGUUCUGGCCCAAGGGAAUUAAAGGCCAGCAGCUCCAGUG